Molecule: messenger RNA, 6095 nt
Organism: Cottoperca gobio
Lineage: Eukaryota; Metazoa; Chordata; Actinopteri; Perciformes; Bovichtidae
Gene: rbbp6
Product: retinoblastoma binding protein 6
Exons: 19
Coding region: 422-5488 (1688 amino acids)
Biological process (GO): mRNA processing; protein ubiquitination; ubiquitin-dependent protein catabolic process
Cellular component (GO): nucleus
Molecular function (GO): ubiquitin protein ligase activity; nucleic acid binding; zinc ion binding
Source: RefSeq, a predicted model, not a curated record
GAAUGCAGCAUCAGUUGGUGCGUGCACCGUGCUGACGAGCCGUUGCUUGUGGAAACAGCUGGUGGUUUCUGUCAGCGAACUCUUCGGGUUGAUAGCAGCAUUGGAAGGAAUAAAAGUUCAAAUUAGACUGGAAACUGACGGAGUGCGUUUUGAUUUGAGUGUCUGCUGCUGUUCCAACAGACGCCGGGAAAUGUCAUGCUGUGAAAGCUACUUUAUCCGGCACUUGUUAAUUAAUGACCUAGCUUGUUAGCCGCAGACCAGGGAAGCUCGACGCAGCCGGCUGCUAACACCAGCUAGUUAACGUUAGCUAACUUUGUACUGUCAUAGCAACUACCACGAUACAGGUGUUCCGUCAACGCAGACAAACUAUCAGCUGUCCGUUUUCGGACAGUGUAGGGCGAGGUUUUUGAUUUAUUUCAGCAUGACUCAUGUUCAUUAUAAAUUCUCCUCCAAACUCAGCUACGACACGGUGGUUUUUGACGGCCUCCACGUCACGCUGAGGGAUCUGAAGAGGCAGAUCAUGGGCAGGGAGAAGCUCCGAGCCGGGGACUGCGACCUGCAGAUCACAAAUGCACAGAACAAAGAAGAGUACACAGAUGAUGAAGGUUCGAUCCCCAAAGGCUCCUCGGUCAUCGUCAGGAGAAUCCCAAUCAUCGGAGGAAAGUCCAGCUCACACAAGACCCGCCACAUUGAGCGAUCAGACCUCCAGACUAACCACGCCUUUGGAGCCUUCAAAGCAAUGGAUGACCAGAAUUCUUCCAGAGCUGUACCCUUUUUCACCAAGAUGGCUAACCUGGCUGAUGUGGAUGUGUCAGAGGAGGAUAAGAUCAAAGUUAUGAUGAAUCAGUCCGCCUUCGACUUGAAUUACAACAAGAAGUUUACUGCUGGACUUCCUGCGAACUACACCUGUUAUCGCUGUGGAAGUACUGGACACCACAUCAGGAACUGUCCCACCAGCGGGCAGGAUAAAAACCUUGAGACCCCUGUGAGAAUAAAGAAAAGCUCAGGCAUCCCUCGUUCCUUCAUGGUAGAGGUGGACGAUCCCAGCAUAAAGGGAGCCAUGCUGACUAGCUGUGGACGUUACGCGGUUCCUGCCAUAGAUGCUGAGGCGUACGCCAUUGGCAAGAAGGAGAGGCCUCCGUUCGUUCCACAGGAGAACCCUCAGUCAGAAGACGAGGAGGAUCCUGUGCCCGAGGAACUCCUCUGUCUCAUCUGUCAUGACCUGCUGAGCGACGCCGUGGUCAUACCCUGCUGUGGAAACAGCUACUGUGACGACUGUAUUCGCACUGCCUUACUGGAUUCAGAGGAACAUGUCUGCCCCACUUGUAGCCAAUCAGAUGUCUCACCUGAUACCCUGAUAGCCAAUAAAUUUCUCCGACAGGCUGUGGACAAUUUUAAGAAAGAGCGAGGCUUCGCUAAAAGUCUGAAAAGAGGGAGUGGUGCGUCACAAUCCCAAAAUCCAACCCCGACGCCGAGCCCUGCCCCCACCCCGUCCCCUCUCACCGUGCAGAGCCAACCGCCGAAGCCUUUCCUGUCGAUCAACAGACAGCAGGACCCUCUCCGGCACAACUCGCAGGCUGUAGACACACCUCCAUCGUCUCAGGUGUGUGGGGCUACGCCCACAGCAACAAGCCCCGCCUCUUCUCCCAGCACUUCCCUCCAGCCGGUGCAAAGCAUCCUGGAAACACCCAACAAAGAGGCUGAAGAAAAGACGCACGGCGACACGGCGGAUGCUGCCGCCGCCCCGUCUGUACCGGUUUCACCCAAAGACCCAACUGAUGCUCCUUCAAAGCUGAUCCCACUGGUUGAACUUACACCAGUGGGAGAGCAGCCCCAGACGGUCAGUGUAAAUCUACAGCCGCUCCCCUCAGGUCCACCCCCAAGACCCCCUGGGCCGUCAACGUGCUGGGAAAGCUCCUCUUCCCCCUCAGGUUGUCCCACUGGAGGCUGGACUCAACCUAACACCCAGAAGCGUCCUCCCUCCUCCUCUUCAUAUCCAGCAACUCCUCCUCCUCCUCUAUUUCCCUCCCCCCAUUUCCACACAUUCCUCACCGCUCCGCAGCCUCUCAGCCCUUACCCCCCUGGAUACCCACCUGCCGUCUGGACACUCCCAAACCUCCAGGGUGCCCCCAUCCCUUCCCUGUGUCCCUCUACCGCCAUCCCUGCCCUCAUCCCCAAGGAGUGGUACAGGCAUCAGAAAAAGAAGGAAAGGUCACCUCACAGAGGAUCUUCCCACAGACGCUCCUCUUCUCGUUCUAAUUCAAAGUCUUCUAAUUCGAAAUCUUCUCGCUCCUACUCUCGCUCUUCAAGCAGGUCCAGAUCUCGGUCCAGGUCCAGGUCCCAAGGCAGAUCAAGACCCCACUCAUCUUACUCCCACCACAGGGACCCCCCCACCCGCUCUAAUUCCUCCCACUCCUAUAGUUAUGGUUACAAACGUUCUCCUACACCGUCCUCGUCUUCUUCACCUCGAGUGGCUUACCAUUCCAGGUCCAAGUCCCCGUCAGAUCACCGCAAAAACAGCCAUCACAGUCGGCACCACAAUAAGAAAUCGUCUUCGAGCAGCCACGACUCCAGGAGGCGAGGUGAACAUCACGGCUCAGGGGGAAGUUUAGCUAGUAACAUGUAUGCUCAGCAUGCAAAUCAAAGUAGCAGCCUGGACCUGGACAGAGAGCGCUACCUGCAGUGGAAAGGCGAGUACAAAGAGUGGUGUGAUAAAUAUUUCAGCAGCUAUGUCGGCCAUUUCCACCAGAUGCCUCUUCCCCUCCUCAAUCUUCUUCGUCCUCCUCAGUGGGGGAACAGAGAAGAAAGCGGACAUCCCUUACACGCUAACUCGGACUCUCACAACCAACUCCAAGGUAGACGCACCGCCCGACUGGACGGACGCUCCCCUCCAUCGCAGUCAUCCAGUGACAGCCGCUCCCCUCCGUCUCAGUCUUCACGUUACAGACGCUCCACGCCCUCUCAGUCAUCCAGUGACAGCCACUCCUCUCCGUCUCAUUCUUCCAGCGACAGCCGGUCCCCUCCCUCUCAGUCGUCCAGCGACGGGCGCUCAACACCAUCCGAAGACGGAGCUCAGCCGAGGGCAAGUCAGCAGAGUCGCACUGAGAAGUACAGCCGCCUGCCAAUCGCAUUUCCAAAGGGCAGUGAGGAAGUGGAUCUGCAAGAAGGAUGCAAAGACAAGCUAAUCACCAAGAAUUUGGAGAACCGCAGCAGCUUAAAACAUGAGCAAAAGAGCAUGAAGAAAUAUGAGAAAGAUAGAAAAGAGGAGUCAGACUCGACAGAGGACUGCAGAAAGGAGAAGAGGAGGCACAACCCUGGAACAAAGGCCUGCAAGGGUGGCAGCCCAGCACGGGACGAAGCAACUGCCAGUGAUGCCUUAGAAUCUGCCCGACCUCUCCUGAAACCAGAUAAACGUUUGGAUAAAGACUAUGAAAGAAAACGCAGAGAACAAAAUAAUUCAGAAAUGGAGAAAGGAUGUAGAAGAGGCGAACAUUCAGACUCCAGGAAGGAUGUGGGGAGACGGCACCGAGAAAAGCCCAAGAAAGAGGCAGGCAGAGUGGACACGGACAGAUACAGAGACCCUGGAGGAAGCAGAGCUUCUGACUCCAGAUCAGAGAAGAAUAGAAAAAGAAAACGAGAGGACACGGAGAGAGGUUUUGUGAAGGCUCAAAGCAGCAAAUGCCUUAAGGACCCCGAAACCCCCAAGAGUGAAUCCCCAAAUCCAUUUGACAGAAAGAAGCCAAAGAUGGAGAAGAAAAUGGACAGGAAACCCUGGCCUUUGACAGAGAGAGACAUCUGGGAGGGAGGGAUAAAGGUAAAACCACAGAAGAAGAUAAGCAUCAACAUAAACCUGGAAGGGAAAAUGAAGGAUGAGAGCGUUACAGGAAAAACUCAAUCAGAAAUUGAUGCUGGUAAUAGAACAGAAAUAGAAGCAAAUGAAAAGAAGGAAUCCAGCAGAGACAUGGAAGGUGUGUCUGGAGAACAAAUAAAACCAGAAGGAGAGGCAAGACAGAAAUGGGAGAAAGCUACCUUCAGGGAUGAUGCAGGAGAGGAAAAAGACAUUGGAGAGAAGAAAGACGUCAGAGAAAAGGAGGACUUUGACGUAUGGCAUAGUCCCCGCAGAGAAGUGGAGGAGGAGAGUAAAAAACAGUGGGAUGAAAGAGACGGGAUGGCGGCCAGCAAAGGAGAAGAGGUGACAAAUGACAGGAGGAGGAGCGUGAGGAGAGGAAAGGAAGGACAAGCGACCGGAGAGUUGGUCGCAGAAACCCGGGAGGAGAGGGCAGAGGGAGAAAGCCCAUUCAAGGUAAACAGAGGAAACUUGCCGGGGGAGUCAAAACCAGAGGAGGCGCCGAUGGAGGGAGGGAAGUGGAGGGAAGAAGGAGACACUAUGAGGUCCAAGUCCCAGAAGGGCAGAAACAAGGGCCGCCAUGACGGACCGAAAACUGCGUUGGACGGUGGCAGCUAUGAGGAUCUUCAGGAGAAGAAGACGGAGGUGACAACACUGGAGGAAUACACCCAGGACAGAGCUGCAGACCAAGAGGACAAGCUCGUAGUCACACAGGUCCCUCGCUCCAAAUGGGAAAAGGAAAAAUCUGAGGAAGGAGCAAUCGAAGUUCAAGCGGAUGCUCUUGCAACAUUUCUGCCUUCACCGUCCAUGUCUGUGACCGCUGAGACAGCAACCACCAUUGAAACAGAUCAUGGGGGAAAGAGAGAGAGGGCAGUGGAAAUAGAGAGAGGAAGGUACAGGGAGAGAGAGAAAACUCCCAUUUUGUCCACUUCACAGAGUAGUGUGGCUCCCUCUAGUGGCAGAGACCGAACUGACAGAGACGGGGAGAAGAGGAUGGAUAGACGGAGGGACAGGGAGAGGGAGAGGGAGAGAUCGAGGAAUAGGCCUAAAGAGAGCAAACGAUCGAAAGAGAGAACAAGGGAGGGAGAGACAGGGAGGGAGCAAGGCAGGUUUGCCUCGGCCCCGAAGAGGAAUCCCCCUUCCUCCUCUCACUCCUACUCCUACUCUUAUUCAAUGUCACAUGACACAGAGAGGAAAGACAGGCAGCGAGAGGGCGACCCAGUCGGGAAAUUCUCCGGUGGCAGCAGCAGGGAAAACGGCGUGAUAAGCAGAGCUACCAAACUGCCUGAUGAAAAGGUCCAUAAGACGUAUAGAGACACGUUACUGGGCUCAAACUUUAAAGACAAAGACCAUACCCACAAUGACCAAGAAGAGGGAGGGAGAGAGCUGGAGGAAGGGGAGAGGCGCAGCAGCCGCAGCAACAGCACCAGUUCGUCAGCUAGCAGGGAGAACGGCAGGGGCGACGGGAGAAAAGAGAAGAAACAAAAGAAGCACAAACAGGAGAAGAGGCAAGCCGCCCCGGAGCUGCUGAAGAAACAGAAACUCGAGAAGAAGACGUCAAAGAAGAGCAGAGAUGGGAGAGGAGAGGAGAGUAGUGGAGAGGAGGAUGACGCCAAGCUCUGCUCAGUUAUGUUGUCUUGACUGUCGUAGAAGAAACAUUUUACCUACUUGAAUGAUGUUUUUCCUUUCUGUCCAAAAAGUGCCUGGAUACUUUUUUUUUUCAACUUUGUUUUCCCAGGAUACUUUUUGUAUCGCCUUAAGAUAUCUCCUAUCAAAUAUGCAUCAUCCAAAAUGAAAGUGAACAACUUGUGAAGGAAAAGCACUUUAUACUACAUAUAAGAAAAAUUAAUGUGAAUGAAAGCAAAUGUUAAACCUUGGACAUCUUGAAUUAUUUAAAGUUCAAGGAAUUUGCACAUGCUCAGGACUGCCACCAACUAUGGUUUGAAUACUUAACCUGCAAUGUUACAGCUUGAUUGGAGGAAAUCUUACAUUUUGACGACACGUCAAUCAGUAAUUUGAUUUGCCUCACACAGAAGCACAGGAGUGCUUAUAGAGGAUUAUUGAGAAGAGUUUGUGAUUAAGUUUGAAACGUACUGUGAAUAUUUAUGAUUUCAACCUCUGUGUUGUAUUUUAUUUUUCCUUUUGUAAAUGUUUAAUUUAAAAUCAACUGCUGGAUGGAUAAAUAAUUUAACAGAGGAUAUUUGAGUUUUUCCUGUUUUGAAGGAAAUAAAAAGAUACAUCCAUAAAA